AUUCUGUUAAUAAAAUUAAUGAUAGAGUUAUAGAUUGGGAGAUCGGAACCAGUUUAUAGACAAAUUUUUGUAUUAUCCCUCCGAAACAUGACACAAAGUAUCGUAAUACAAGUUGGACAAUGCGGGAAUCAAAUUGGCUGCCGGUUUUGGGAUUUAGCUUUGAAAGAACACGCGUCAGUGAACAGGAAGGGAAUAUAUGACGAUGCCCUGAAAAGUUUCUUUAGAAACGAAGGUGGUGAUGAAAAUAGAAAGACCAUUGCCGACUUAAAAGCUAGAGCAAUUCUUAUUGAUAUGGAAGAAGGAGUCGUAAAUGAGAUAAUGAAAGGGAAAUUAAGAAAUGUUUUCGAUCGUCGUCAACUGAUUACUGAUGUCUCAGGAUCGGGAAAUAACUGGGCCGUCGGCCACAUGGUAUAUGGACAGCAGCAUAGGGAAUCGAUAUUAGAAAACGUUCGUAAGGAGGCGGAGUCCUGCGACAGUUUACAAUGCUUCUUUAUACUUCAUUCUAUGGGAGGGGGCACUGGUUCCGGUUUAGGCACUUCAGUCCUAAGAUUGGUUGCUGAAGAAUAUCCGGACGUUUAUCGUUUCGUAACCGCCGUCUAUCCAUCGUUUGACGAUGACGUAAUUACUUCGCCUUACAACACGAUGCUCGCUACUAAUCAACUAACUAAUUAUGCCAACUGCGUUCUACCGAUCGAAAAUCAGUGCUUGACAAACAUUAUUGAAAGGCACGCUAAAAUGAACAAACAAUCGGAAAAGAAAACAGGCAAACCGUUCGACAAUAUGAAUGAUAUAGUAGCGAACCUUUUAUUAAAUUUGACCAGCUCCUCGAGAUUUGAGGGUUCUCUUAACGUCGAUCUAAACGAGAUAACGAUGAAUCUGGUGCCUUUUCCUAAACUUCAUUAUAUCCUGUCCAGUAUGGCACCUAUUUAUUCUACCAAAGGAAUAGGGCCUAGAAGAUUAGACGAAAUUUUUACGGAUGCUUUUACGUCACUUAAUCAUCUGGUCGAUUGCGAUCCGUUAAGAAACCUUUAUUUGGCUAGUGGAUUGCUGAUUAGGGGGAACGUUCAACUAUCAGAUGUCAGGAGAAAUAUAGAAAAAUUACAAAUGAAAUGUAAAUUUGUUCCCUGGAACAAAGAUGGCUGGAAAAUCGGCUUAUGCUCUGUUGCGCCUGUCGAUCAUCGCUACUCUUUACUUUCUCUAUCAAACAAUACUUGCAUAGCUCAUAUUCAUCAUUAUACCGAUCAUGGAGAAAUGAGUAUUAACGAAUUUGAUUUGGCAAAUGAAAGCUUAAAAUCAUUGAUAGAGGAAUACGACGACUUAAAUACGCGCCAAUGGAUAGUACCGGAAAGGCUAAAAAUUGUUUUAUAG
Dimorphilus gyrociliatus is the source of this 1368-nucleotide messenger RNA. The record is from the annotation of a GenBank genome assembly. Lineage: Eukaryota; Metazoa; Annelida; Polychaeta; Dinophilidae.